Lynx canadensis (Canada lynx) is the source of this 1326-nucleotide messenger RNA. RefSeq names its product CD3g molecule (gene CD3G). The record is from RefSeq and is a predicted model, not a curated record. Gene Ontology annotation, cellular component: alpha-beta T cell receptor complex; external side of plasma membrane; membrane. Lineage: Eukaryota; Metazoa; Chordata; Mammalia; Carnivora; Felidae. Gene Ontology annotation, molecular function: transmembrane signaling receptor activity. The coding region runs from base 105 to 653 and encodes 182 amino acids. Gene Ontology annotation, biological process: cell surface receptor signaling pathway; positive thymic T cell selection. The transcript is spliced from 7 exons.
CCCCAGCCUGAAGGAUGCUGGGCGGAGCCAGACUAGCUGCUCAACAGGUCAGCUGGCUGCUAGGGGUUGCUUAGUGCUUCUGCAGGGACAAGACAGAGACUGGCAUGGAGCAGGGGAAGCAGCUGGCUGGCCUCAUGCUGGCCGUCACUCUUCUUCAAGGUACUCUGGCCCAGUCAAAACAAGAAAUUCCUGUGGUAAGAGUAAACAGCGAUCGAGAAGAUGGUUUGGUACUUCUGACUUGUGAGUCACCAGACAAAGAUGUCACAUGGUUUAAAGAUGGGAAGGAAAUGCAGCCCCACAAAAAGAAUAAAAAUAUACAGAAUCUGGGAAGCAGUAUCAAGGACCCUCGAGGGAUAUAUUGGUGUCAAGGAUCCGAGAACCGCUCAAGAACACUCCAACUGUAUUUCAGAAUGUGUCAGAACUGCAUUGAACUAAGCGGAGCCACCGUAUCCGGCUUUGUCUUCGCUGAGAUCAUCAGCAUUUUAUUCCUUGCUGUUGGGGUCUACUUCAUUGCUGGACAGGAUGGAGUUCGCCAGUCAAGAGCUUCGGACAAGCAGACUCUGUUGUCCAAUGACCAGCUCUACCAGCCCCUCAAGGAUCGGGAAAAUGACCAUUACAGCCACCUUCAAGGAAAACAAUUGAGGAAAAAUUGAACUCAGGACUCAAAGUAGAUAUUUCAAAUGUCUCCUCCAGGGCAAAAUCACCUUUUGUUAAGAACCACUGACCUCUAUUAACUUUCAAUCAACCAAUCAAUCAAUCAGAAGUUCUGAUCCAAUCAAGCAGGAAAAGUGUCUAUCAGGAAAACAAGACCCAAGCAUUAUUUGGUUUUCUGAACCCACCCCAAUUUUUCUUUUUUCAAUCCAGGUGUCCUCCCUUCUGGAUAGGUCUCAGGAACAUAGCAAUACGUUUUGGAGCACUCCUAGCUGAGAGAAUCUCAGCCCUAAAUCUAGAUUCAAGUUUCCCAAAGGCGACAAAUGGAGAAGAAAGGCCAUCAGAACAAAUUUGGAUUUUUCUCAAAAUCAAACCAAAUUAAAGGAAAAUAAUAUGUAUGGUGUUGCAGGAGCGCCACCUAUUGGAAGGUAGUUUUUCUGUAAAAGAAGAUUGAAAAGAUCUAACAACCCCCUCUAUUUGAAUAUUAUUUUUUAAAGUUUUAAUUUUUGUUUACUUUUUGUAUGUGUCAUAAUUUACUUGGUUUAAAUAUGCAAUGAAAGGUCUCCCUCCACCUCCAUCCCCAGCCAUUCAGCUGUCCUCCCCAGAGACAAAACAACAUACUAGUUUCAUAUAAGGUGUUAUAAAUCAGAGUAUUCUAGGCAUACACAAGCAAAC